CCAUUCGAGCCCGAGACGUGCAGUCCGAUUUGUGUUCCCCAAGUCACCAAGCCAUGCCUUCCAAAGUCGCCGGCGUUGCCCUGGCCACAGCGGGCGCCUACGCAGCAUCCCAGGCCUUCCUGGCCCCAACUGCGCCUGUGACUCAGCCAUCCACGGGUCGCCACCUUCGCCAAGCCACCGAAACCUCCGGUGCCGCCAGCUGCGCCGGAGCCGGCGCCCUGGCCGUUGGCGUGGCAGGUGUAGCAGUCGCUGCCAACCAGAAACGCGUCAGCCGACGUUGCCAGGUGGUGCGUCAGGCUGUGGCCGAGAAGGUCUUCACCAAGAUGCCCGCCUCGGUGAAGCCGGGAGUGGUCACCGGCACCUCGGCAGUUGGAUGGUGGCCCCUGGCCCGUCGGGUUACCAUGGGAGGAGGUUUGAAAGGGGUUCAAAAUGAUGUUUUAUGUUUGUAA
Messenger RNA from Cladocopium goreaui, 449 nucleotides. The record is from the annotation of a GenBank genome assembly. NCBI's taxonomy places the organism in Eukaryota, Dinophyceae, Suessiales, Symbiodiniaceae.